Rhodofomes roseus is the source of this 846-nucleotide messenger RNA. RefSeq lists its product as uncharacterized. Lineage: Eukaryota; Fungi; Basidiomycota; Agaricomycetes; Polyporales; Fomitopsidaceae. The transcript is spliced from 2 exons. The record is from RefSeq and is a predicted model, not a curated record. The coding region runs from base 158 to 610 and encodes 150 amino acids.
ACCUUUCACUGUAAAGCAAUCGCACACGGAGCCGGCAUCGACCUAUGGGAGAGUGACUGUGGGUAGCACGGUGAGUAACGGGGAGAUGUGAUCCAGAUAUAACAUGCCUAGAUCACGAGAGCAACAAUACUCACCAACAGUAUUUUGAUAGGGGUAUAUGCGUUGCGAGGUUACAUCUGCUGCCACAAGGCCGCUUGAAGGGGUACCGGCCACUUGCGCGUGGAACGACGAGGAGAUCGUCGAGACAUCCACCGUGGUUGAUGAAGCGGAGGAUUUGAGGAGAACAUCCCUGCGGAGGGCUGUGUAUACGUCAAGCGAGGACGAGAUCCUCCAGACGUCGGCCGGUGUCGGCGAAGCGGAUUAUGUAUAUGGGCAUACAUUCCAGAGGGCUGUGGGAUCUGGGCGUCCGGCGCCGCACCGACACACAGACUCUGAGAAUACCCAGAGCACCGCGAGCCUCGAGACUGUCCAGGAAGGGAGCGAAGACAUAGCCCGUCCGCGUGCGAAGACAUGGUCCGACCUCGUCGCAACUCUCGACAAACGUCACAGCAGAGGGUGGAAACCAGCGUCUGCUAGACCUGCGAAUCCCUCUGUGGCCGCUCACUGGUAACGACCCAGCGGCCAGCGAAGCAGGGUCGUCUCCGGCGCGGGGCGUGGCAUGACGCAAAGCCAAAGCGGAAGAAGAACCAACGAAAAUAAACGGAGAGGUCAUUUGGGGAAUUGUGUGAUGCUGUAAUAUAGAGAGCUUGUAUCGCACUGUUCUUGAUUCCCGCUCGCAAGCGCACGACCAGAAGUGUGUUCGGUCAGAUCCCGCCGGAUAUCAAAGCUACCCUGUAGCUGCGCUCG